This is a messenger RNA of Melanaphis sacchari, 1097 nucleotides long. RefSeq names its product NADH dehydrogenase [ubiquinone] 1 alpha subcomplex assembly factor 3. The coding region runs from base 85 to 888 and encodes 267 amino acids. The transcript has a single exon. Gene Ontology annotation, biological process: mitochondrial respiratory chain complex I assembly. Gene Ontology annotation, cellular component: mitochondrial inner membrane. The record is from RefSeq and is a predicted model, not a curated record. Lineage: Eukaryota; Metazoa; Arthropoda; Insecta; Hemiptera; Aphididae.
AUGGAAGGUACGAUCAUUGCUUGUCUAUAGUUUUUAGUAUAAUUUUAUUCCCCGUUUUUUCGCGAUCGAUCGACUGCCGCCAUUAUGUCGCUGAGAAACGCCGCUCGGAAGCUGCUGUUGUCGCGCUCACGAAUCUUCAGCGCUGGCAACACUCGGACGCCGCAACAGCAGCCCCGCCGGUCCGUUGGUGCGUACGAGAAUGACGGCAAAACGUACGUGUCCAUGUUGAACAACAACAACAUCCGGGAAGGCAUCAUGAUUUCCGGUUACAGCCAGUACGGUUUCCGGCUGAACAACGGGUUCACGGUGCUCGGACCGGUCGUGUGCUUCGCCAACUCGAUUAUGGCCUGGCGGGUAGAAAACGACCGGGACGUGAACGUCGACUCGCUGUCGAUGCUGUUCCACCUGGAACCCGCGCCUUCCGUCAUCGUGCUGGGCCUGGGCGACUCCACGCAGCGGAAUCGCCGCGACGACAACCACCGGAAGUUGCAGUUGCACCGACAGCAAUUCGACAAGGUGGUAUGGGCAGCGGCCCGUCAAUACGGAUGCACCGUCGAGAUACUGCCGGUGGACGCGGCGUUGGCCACGUACAAUUUCAUCAUCAGUGAGGGCAGGAACGCGGUCGGCGCGUUCAUACCACCGCGGUUCAUACCGGCGAUGGAUGACGACGCGAUCACGGCCAACGCGCGUCACAUCCAUCUGUAUGGCGAGAGCGUGCCGGUCACCGACGUUUGGGAAGAUGCAGAUGAGCGCAGCGAGCUGAUAAACGCCAACUACCGGGAGUUUGGCGAGGUUGUUGGCGCGCAGAAGGCGGCCGAGCACGAGAGGCGGGCGAAACUAGCCAGAGACCGGAAGCCGGGCGAGGAACCCGAAAAGAAGAUCCGGUGAUCUUCGACCAACGCGUCUGUAUCCUGUGCCGCCUUUGUUGUAGUUUACCGUCGUGUUAUAAUAGCGUACCGUUUACUACUGUCGAGACCGAAUCUGCUGUUAUUCCUGACUACGGGAAUAUUGUUGUUGUAAAAAUAUAUAUAUAAUUUAUUUGUUUGCCUUCAUUCAACUAUAUUCGUAUAUAUAGAUCGGUAAACUUUGAAACAAUA